AGACCACAAUUGUAACAUCAACAGUAAACUUCCUAAAAAACAAGAAUCCAUUUCUACUUUUAAACAGAAAACACAUUACACCUUUUUUUAUAUCUUCUUUUAUCAUCUUCUCUUUCUUUCACAAUCUUCCCUCUUCCUCUUUCAUCAUCAUCAUCAUCAUCUUACUCUCCUUUCUCUCUCUCUCUCUGUCUCAUCUCUCCCGCCCACAAAGUCCCGUUCACGAAGCGUGACAAGAAAAAAAAUGUUACUGUUUAUUUGAAAUUAUUUGCUGAUCGCGUUUGGAUUAACAGUUUUGUUUAUUGCGAUCGAUUUCAAAUCAAUUGAUUGUUGUUUUCCUUUUUCUUAAUUGUGAUUAAUCAUUUCAUCUUAAAUUUGUUCAUCUCUCAAUCAUCAAAAGCUCAAUAAUAUACACAUGGAAAUUAUUGACAUUACCAAACAACAAUUAGUUAAUUUCGGUGUGUCUCUUGUGCUCUCAAUCAACGAUAUUCAUUCAUCUUAAUCCAUCAUCUUAAUCUCAAUGAAUCAACAACAUGACCCAAUUGUUUUAAAUUCAUGAUAAACAACAAAUAAUCACCACCAUCAUCAUCAAUAAAAGUUUCUAAUCCAUGGAAAUAACUUUACAUCUUAUCCCAAAACUAAAGGUACUUCCUGUUUAUACAAACCUUAUCAUCACCAACUAUUACAACUACUACAACAACAACAAUAACAAUUAACCGUUUCUCUUUCGACAUCGAAACUCGAACUUGAUCUUUUAUAUUUAAACUCGUGGUUCGUCAUCACAUAGUCUCUUACCAAUGGAUCCAAGGCUGACCUAUGGAUCCCUUCUGGUUCCUUCAGUACCCGCUGGUGCUGCCGCUGCAGCCGCAGUUGCAGCUGGACUUCAUCAUCAUCCACAGCAUCUUCAUCCAUAUCAUAGUCAGUUAACACCAUCGGUUCAUCAUCUUGCUCAUUCACUUCAUCCCUUUAGUCAAGCAUCAACUGUUUCCCAUCAUCAUCUUAAUCAUCUAAAUGAAUCUUCCUCAAGUUCAUCAUCAUCAACCACUGGUUCUAAUUCAAUCAAUCGCUCUAAUCACAAUGCUAAUAAUAUAAAUCCAGUUACAGGUAAAGUGAAACGUGCCCGUCAACGUGUUGAUGCUGGUGAACCACGUAAUUCAUAUGCAUCGAUAACAAAUUUCUCGUCAACUCGAUCAUCAGCUUUUCAUCAUCCAGGUAAAUCAACGAGCUCUGGUUUACAUCGAGGUGGAAACUCUGGUGUUUUUAAGUCAACUUCAUCUUCAACUUCAUCAACUCCAUCAACUCCUUCAUCAUCCUCAUCAUCCUGUUUAUCUAAAUCACAAUCAUCUGGUUUAAGUUACGCCCUUUCAUCACAAUCUACCUGUUCAUCGUGUUCAUUUUGCUCUAAUAAUCGAUCAUCAUCUUCUUCUUCUUCUUCUUCUCACCAUCAUCAUCAUCAUCAUAACUCUCAUUCUCAUCUUCUUCAAUCAUCCACAAACUCGGGCGGUUCUGGUAUCGGUAUUCAAUGUAACGAUAAAAUGACAUCACAAUACAAAGAGAAUCAAAUUAACUUUAAUAAACAACAAAAUGUUGAUAAUAUUGUCGCUAGUCUUACCUCUUCUAAUAGUAACGUUAUACUUGGUGUUCGUGGUGUUGGUGGUGGCAGUGCAAGUGCCAGUGGCAUCAUUAAUCUUAACAACAUGUACCAUAAUGGACAAUCAUCUCAACCCUCACAACAACAACAAUUUAUUUCAACCAACAAUUAUCCCGAUGAACAUGGUAAACAAACACAAUCAUUAAUCUCAUUCAAUAAAACAACAAACUCCGUCCCACCAUCACCAUUAACAUCACCAAUCCCUCUAACCAAUAAUAGUAAUAAUAAUAAUGUUGAUUCAUUGACAUCUCACCUAUUCAAUAAUUCAACAUGUUCAGUGUCUUCAUCAUCAACACCAACAAAAUCCACUUCAUCUUAUGUUCAACCCUCGGCUUCUGAUUUUGAUGGUUCAUCUCAGCAACAACAACAACAACAACACCAACAAGAAGAGGAGGAAGAGAGGGAGGAGGAAAUAGGAAGUGGAAAUAAUAAUAAUUCAUCUUCUUCCAGUGCUCAUCUUUUACGUGUUAUUUUACAAAAGGGUAAACGAGGAGGAUCAAAUAAUAGUAUUAAAAGUAAUAACAAUCAAGUUAAUUGUGAUAAAAUUGGAUCAAAUUGUGAGACAACAACAAGAAAAGGAGCAAAAAAUGAUACUGAUGAUGAAGAAAAAGAUGAUGAUAAUUAUGAUAAUAAUAAUAAUGAUUAUGAUGAUGAUGAUGAUGACGGUGGAGAGAGUGAUUCUGGGAGGACCAUCACAGGUUCCCCACCAAACAAUGGUGAAGAGGGAGGUGAUAAGGAUGAGGAUGAUAACAGUAACAAUGAUAAUAAUAAUAAUGAACAAAAUAACAAUGAAUAUGAUUCAAUUGAAGAUAAGCUUGUUACUGGUGGUGGUAAAGUUGUAGAUGAUGAUAUUACAGAUGAUGAUAGGAAUGAUGAUGAAAAUGAUGAUUAUAUUGAAUCGUCCUGCUUGGUUGAAUCUGAAGGUGAACCGGAUGGUGGUGAUUUCAGCUCAGGUCGUGGUUCCAAUAAAGGCGACAGAUAUAAUUUAGAUACUGAUGAGUACAACAACAACAACAACAACAACAAUGAAAUUAUGAAUCUUAAUUGUGAAUCAACAAAUGAAAUUAAUCAUAAUGAUAAUUUGAAAAGAGUAAUAAGUAAAUCAACUGAUAGUAAAUCAUUGAAUGUUGAUAAAAGUGAUUCCAAUUUAUUGUCUACUUCAAAUGAAAUAACUUGUAACAAUAACAUUGAAUCAACAGAUUCACCUUUACAAUUAACUGGUGAAACUAUUGAUAACUGUGAACAAUUAUCUUCUCCUUUAAUUGUUAAUCCACAAUCAGCCACGAUUACAACAACAUCCAUUGGAUCAACUACCACAACCACCACAAUUAGUGCUAAUGGACCAACAAUUAGUGAUGUUAAACGUGCUCGAGUUGAAAAUAUUGUGACCAAUAUGCUACCAAGAAGUAAUUCAACCUCUGGUCAAUUGAAUAAAUUAACUUGUGAUGAUAAUCAACAAGUUGUAGAAUCAACAACAAUCAAGGAAGCCCAACAAUCAACAACAAUAUCAACCUCAUCAUCAUCAUCAACCUCGGCAAUUGUUAAUGGUUGUAAAAAGCGUAAAUUGUAUCGUCCACAGCAAAGUAAAUCAAAUGGUUCAUUGGAAGAUGAUGAAGAUGAUUUAUUAGAUGAAAUUGUUAAUGAUGAUGAAGAAGAUGAAGACGACGAGCUAAUUAGUGGUCUUCGUAAUAAUGAAGGUGAUGAAGACGAGGAUGAAUUGAAUGAUUCAUUGAUUGGAUUAUCGUCUAAUAUAAUUGGCGAUUAUGAGAUGAGUGAAAUUAAUGAUUUAUCAAUUAAAUGUGAAAUUGGUGAUAAAAGUGAUGCAGAUGAUGCGAUGAUAAUGAUGAAAGGAUCAUCAUCAUCAGUUAAUCACGAUGAACUAUCAACUCUUAUGGCAAAAUAUGAACCAAGUUCAUCAACGGUAAAUCGGUCAAUUAAUACACCGAAAGAUUUAUCCAACUAUAAAUCACCAUUAGCUAAUUCUGUACGAUCAUCAAGUAAAUCAUCACGAAAAUCUGAUCAUCAUCAUCGUCAUCAUAAUCGUUUAACUGGUGAUGAUUUAGAUGAAGAUGAUCUUGAUGGUAUGGCGGAUGAUGAAUUGAUAUUAAAUGAUGAUGAUCGAGAUUCAUCUCAGGUUAAUUUGAGUAAAUCAUCACAAAAUCAUCGUCGAUUCAGUGGUCUUCAAGAUCCCGCUCAGUUAUUGAAUGAAGCUCGUAAAUUUGUCUAUGAACAGGAAAAAAUGACCAAAGGAAAUUCAUCAUCUUCUCAUAAUCAUCAUCAUUCUCAUUCUCAUCAUCACUCUCAUCGACAAUCAAGCCGAUCAUCUAGAAAACGAUCACUUUUACCUCAAUCAACUUGCACCACAGUUAACGGUCUAAUGUCAGAAUCACUUCCACCAACGGCUACAAGUCCACCGAUUUACUAUUCGGACAUUGAAUGGUUACGAGAAACUCUCAAAACCGAAAUGCAAGCAAAUCUAAUACCAAGUUUCAGUACAACUAUCGAUAGUGUAAUUAACCGUUUCUGUCAGCGAAGAGCAGCUUCAGCUGCUGCUGCCGCUGCCGCUGGGGCCGUUUCCCGAUCAUCAUCAUCUUCUUUAAAUCAUCAGCAACAAUAUCAAAUUUUACCUCAUAAAGAACCUGGUGACCUGAUGGUUCAACGUAAUCCCGAUUCAUCGGCUCCCGAAACCUCUAAGGAAUUGACUCUUUUAUCUCAAAUGUUAGAAUCAAAAUCACCACGAACAACUCAUGGUAAAUCUUUUGAAUCUUCGCAUCAACAACAAUCUCAAUCUAAUCAUCAUAAUCAUUCCAAUAAUAAGACCAAUGUGCCCAGAGAAUUGUCUUCUCAAUACAAUCAACAACAUUCCUCUUCUCAUCAUCGUCAAUCAAGUACACCGGUAAAUCAAUUAACCAGUGGUAAUAAUGGUUCAAAUAAUAGUAAAAGUUCAAUGAAUGGGCAUCAUUUACAUGCUCAUCUUGCUCAUCAUUCUCAUCAUCAUCAUCGAGGAAGCUCAAGUUCACCUUCAUCUUUCACUUUACCGACUGAAAGUGCACCCGUUCCAAAGCCUUCAGGACCAUCUCCAUUUGCCUUCCCACCGGGUUUCAAAUCGAAUCUUUUAUUUCCCAAUUUUCCAUCAAGUUUACCUGGAGCAUCUCAAACACCACCAAAUUUGUUACACGCCGCCUCCAUAGCUCAGCAUUUGAAUUCAUUUGCAUCGGUAUUUCAACAGCAACAUCAACAACACCAACAGCAACAAUCAUCGUCUCAACAACGUUCAUCUGAUGCUAUUGUUGGGCUCAAUGAAAGUGUCUUAACACCUUCAACAACAAAUACAGGUAGAGAUCAAUCAACACCAAUAGUGACUCCAACGGGAUCGAUUAAUUUUUUAGGCUCAGCAAAUGAUAAUCUAAAUUCAAGUGCAAGGGAGGGUUCACCUGAUGAGGAUUCUGAAAAUGCUCGUGGUAAUAACAAUAUGUCACCAAGUGAAAUAAACAGCGGAGGUGAGCAAACUGAGGCAAUAUCAUUGGUGGUAACACCUAAAAGGAAGAGACUUAAGGUAACUGAUUCCCGAAUAACACCAAGAACAGUUAGUCGGAUUCUUAAUCAAGAGCCACUUUUAGCUAAUUUAAUUGCUCGAAGUGAACUAGUCUCUUCACCGCCGACUCUUAAUUUUGGUCUAUCUCCUUUUAAUGGUCCACCUCAUAUUGGGCCACCAACUGCACCUCCACCUCCUUUGGUACCAGUUUCACUUCCAACCUCAGUGGCAAUUUCUAAUCCAGGCCUUCAUUCAGCUGAACUUUUCGGCGGUCCAGCUUUCCCUUUCUCUGACCAUGCAAGGCUACUUCGUGAAUCUAUUUUCUGUCAGGCAGCGGCUGCAGCAGCAGCAGCAUCAAGUGGACAAGGUCCAAUCCAAAUGGAAACGGAAAGUAAAGAUCGUGAAAAAGAUAACCUAUCCCACCAUGAUUCCUCAAUAAAUGAUUCUCAAAUUACAUCGCAACAAUCACAACAAUCCCAACAAUUAAGGCAAUCACCUUUACAAUUAACUCAACAAGAACAAGAAGAUCAAGAACAACAGCAAUCAAAGCAAUUACAUCAACAACGAGAAGAUGAGGUUCGUCAAAGGCACCAUCAUCAUCACCUUCAUCAUCAUCAAACAGCACAAGCCCAACAACAACAACAACAACAACAGCAACAACAACAAGCCGCUGCAGUAGCUGCCGCAGCCGCUGCAGCAGCAGCUCAGCAACAUCAUCACCAUCAAGCAGCAACAGCAGCAGCAAUUCACAAUGCAUUAGCAGCCAAUCACCUUGCAAUGCUAGCUCAAGCCAAUAGAGCCGCUGGAGGUGGUGACACCGCUUCACCUGAAUCUCUAAGUCAAUUUGGUGGUACAAGAUCUGAAAAUGGUGCCGAUGGCUCUGAAUCGCUCAACGAUUCAACCGGUUACGAUACAUCAACACCUUUAAUGUCAUUUUGUGGCAAUUCACUUGCUCUCCAAACAACUUUGACUCCGAUGCAUCUUCGAAAAGCUAAAUUAAUGUUCUUCUAUGUUCGAUAUCCAAGUUCCAAUGUUCUGAAAACAUUUUUCCCCGACAUUAAAUUCAACAAGAACAACACAGCUCAAUUAGUUAAAUGGUUUUCUAAUUUCAGAGAGUUUUAUUAUAUUCAAAUGGAAAAAUAUGCAAGACAAGCGAUUGCCGAAGGAAUUAAAAGCGCUGACGAUAUUCACAUCCACCGAGAAGCCGAACUACUUCGAGUGCUUAACAUGCAUUACAAUCGUAGUAAUCAUCUUGACGUUCCAGAAAGAUUCUGCUUCGUGGUUGAACAAACGCUGAAAGAGUUUUUCAAAUCGAUCGCCGCUGGAAAAGACACUGAACAAUCAUGGAAAAAAGCAAUCUACAAGAUCAUCUCGAGGCUCGAUGAUUCUGUCCCCGAAUAUUUUAAAUCGCCCAAUUUUUUAGAGAGACUGGAAUGAGGAAUGUACCUGUUAGACGAAGGUGGAAUCGCCGAUCAUAAUCAACUAAUCACAAUCCAAUCAAUCAAACAAUCGAAUCAUAAUCUUCCCUUUUUAAAUCUUGAUUAUUUACAGAAAAACAAACAACUCAAAAGAUAAUCGAAUCCUCGAUUUAAUAAUCUAAAACUAAAUGAGAUCUUUUUUGUCUUAUCCCUUCUUAAUUGUUGUUCUUAAUUUAAAUUAUUAAUCAACUUAAUUUCUUUAAUUUAAUUCUAUUCUAUUCUAAUUUCUCUGUUAUCAAUUAUGAUUCGAUGAUGAUUGUUGUUUAUGAUUCGAUUUCUCUUCCAAAAUCUAAUGGGAUUCAUUUUCCCUCCUCUUAAUUUUAGAUGAAGCUUAAUUGUUAAUCAAUCAAAAUGAAAAUCUAUUAAUUAUAUUGUAUAUUAUUAUUAGGGAACAACAAUCACUAUGAUCAACAAUUAGAUCAUUUGAUUAAUUGUUAACGAUUAAGCUUCUCUCUCAUUCCAUCAUUCCGUAUAAGUCUCUUUCUCAACGUAUCUACUUUAAAAAUGAAGUUUUUAAUCAUCGAAUUAAAAAUCAAUUGUAAAUCAAUUACAAUGUAAAUUGUAAACGGAAGUACGAGGAGGACUUCCAAGUAUUCACCUUGACCCACACCCUAGAAUCCUGAUCAUGUUCAUCCUCAUUCUCAUCACCAUCACCAUCAUCAUCUUCAUCAUCAUUAUCAUCAAUCUCUCCCGAAUAAUGAAUCUGGUUAAUGUGCACUUUUCUCAACCAAAAUUACACUUUUCUUUUUAAUCUUUUCUUGAUUAUCAUCUUUGAUUAUUAAUUAAUAUUAUGACUAUUAUCAUGUUUAUGAAAAAUUGAAAGAAUCAAUUAAUUGAUUUGUUUGUUUUUUUGAAAUAAUAUAAAUCACACACAAGAAAAUUAUCUCAUUAUGAAAACCACAAUUAUCAUGAUUAAAGUGAAACAAUUUAUUUGAAAGUU
Molecule: messenger RNA, 7601 nt
Organism: Panonychus citri (citrus red mite)
Lineage: Eukaryota; Metazoa; Arthropoda; Arachnida; Trombidiformes; Tetranychidae
Gene: pros
Product: probable serine/threonine-protein kinase DDB_G0282963
Exons: 7
Coding region: 795-6620 (1941 amino acids)
Biological process (GO): regulation of transcription by RNA polymerase II
Cellular component (GO): nucleus
Molecular function (GO): RNA polymerase II cis-regulatory region sequence-specific DNA binding; DNA-binding transcription factor activity, RNA polymerase II-specific
Source: RefSeq, a predicted model, not a curated record